Hibiscus syriacus is the source of this 2445-nucleotide messenger RNA. RefSeq names its product protein STRUBBELIG-RECEPTOR FAMILY 8-like. Lineage: Eukaryota; Viridiplantae; Streptophyta; Magnoliopsida; Malvales; Malvaceae. The record is from RefSeq and is a predicted model, not a curated record. Gene Ontology annotation, molecular function: ATP binding; protein kinase activity; protein binding. The transcript is spliced from 16 exons. Gene Ontology annotation, biological process: protein phosphorylation. Bases 207 to 2327 code for a protein of 706 amino acids.
UCAUUACUAUUCUCAAGCUUCGAAUCUAUUCUUUCUUUCUCUUUCUUUUUCUUUAAUGGCGAUGCCUCCCAACGACUGCUACUUCACAUUCUCCUCCUCCUCCUCCUUCACCUGUGCUUGGGCCUCCAUGGUUCUCCACCCCUAAACUUUGCCAAAGAUCACCUGUAAACUUACAGUACUUUCUAUUAUUAAUCCAAAAAGGGAAAAUGGGUUGCAUUAACAAUGGUUUAUCUCUUUCUAUCGCUCGUUUGUUACUUGCUGAGUUGGUCUUACUUGGGUUAAUCUUUGUUUUCACUCCUGCUCAAUGCAACACUGAUUCUACCGAUGUUCAAGCUCUUCAGGUUCUGUAUACUUCACUGAACAGUCCUGCAGUGUUAACAAAUUGGGAAAGUGGUGGUGGUGAUCCAUGUGGAGAGUCAUGGAAAGGGGUUACCUGUGAAGGCUCGGCUGUCGUUUCCGUUGAUAUUUCUGGAUUAGGACUAUCUGGAACUAUGGGAUACUUACUCAAUGAUCUUAUGUCCUUGAGAACGCUUGAUUUGAGUAACAACUACAUUCAUGAUACAAUUCCGUACCAGUUGCCACCGAAUCUUAAGAGCCUGAAUGUUGCAGGUAAUAACUUAAGUGGGAGUCUUCCUUAUUCCAUUGCCAAUAUGAUUACUCUUGCUUACCUGAAUGUAAGCCAUAAUUCAUUGUCCCCGUCCGUUGGAGACAUUUUUCCGAAUCUUCCUGACCUUGAUACAUUGGAUAUUUCUUUCAACAAUUUUAGUGGGGAUCUGCCAGUUUCGUUUAGCUCGUUGGGCAAUCUUUCUUCUCUGUAUGUGCAGAACAAUCAAUUUACUGGCUCUCUUGAUGUCCUCCCGGGUUUACCGUUGAAAACUCUAAAUGUUGCGAAGAACCAUUUCACUGGAUGGAUUCCUCAAGAACUUCUUUCACUCCCAACUUUUAUAUAUGAUGGCAACUCCUUUGACAAUGGGCCUCAUCCUUCGUCACUGUCAUUUAGUCCGCCUCCACCCGGUAGAUCUCAUAAUAGGCAUAAAACUGGAUCUGGAACUCGUACGGCCCCCACACCUGAUGCUCAAUCAUCGGAGUCUGAUAAUGGCUCAUCAGCUGGACAAAUAGUAGGCAUGGCUAUUGGUUCUUUGUUGGUAGUUUUUCUGGCACUACUUGCUGUUGUUUUCUGCAUUCGUAGAAGUAAAAGAAAGGCGAGUGGCGCAAGACCUUCUAGGGGAAGUCUUUCAGUUAGCUCGAACGACGGACAUGCCAAGAUGCAAGAGCAAAGGGUUAAAAGUGUUGCUGCUGUUAUAGAUUUGAAACCACCACCGGCCAAAAAAGUGACGGUUGAUAGGAUUUCCAAAAACGGAUCAAUAAACAGAAUGAAGUCUCCCAUAACUUCCACAUCAUAUACCGUCGCGGCUUUGCAAACAGCAACAAAUAGUUUUAGUCAAGAAUACCUUAUCGGUGAAGGUUCCCUAGGUCGUGUUUACAAGGCGGAGUUUCCAAACGGAAAGACAAUGGCUAUUAAAAAGAUAGACAAUGCUGCAUUAUCAUUACAAGAGGAAGAUAAUUUUCUGGAAGCCGUCUCCAAUAUGUCACGCUUGAGACAUCCCAAUAUUGUUACAUUGGCUGGAUACUGUGCCGAGCACGGACAGCAUCUUCUGGUAUAUGAAUAUGUUGGGAACGGUAGUCUUCACGAUAUGCUGCACUUUUUUGAUGAAGGAAACAAGACGUUAACCUGGAAUGCCCGUGUCAGAGUGGCGCUUGGCACUGCCCGUGCUUUAGAGUACUUGCACGAAGUCUGCUUGCCAUCAGUUGUACAUAGAAAUUUCAAGUCGGCAAACAUCUUACUUGAUGAAGAACUCAAUCCUCACUUGUCCGACUGUGGUCUAGCCGCUCUUACACCGAAUACAGAGCGACAGGUUUCGACACAAGUGGUUGGUUCAUUUGGCUAUAGUGCUCCUGAGUUUGCGUUGUCCGGGAUAUAUACCGUAAAGAGUGAUGUGUACAGUUUUGGAGUGGUGAUGUUGGAGCUACUGACUGGUCGGAAACCACUUGACAGUUCAAGGGUGAGAUCGGAGCAAUCACUUGUAAGAUGGGCCACUCCGCAACUGCACGAUAUCGACGCCCUUGCAAAAAUGGUUGAUCCUACCCUCAAUGGCAUGUAUCCUGCGAAAUCACUGUCACGUUUCGCCGACAUCAUUGCUCUGUGUGUUCAGCCGGAACCCGAGUUUCGGCCUCCCAUGUCUGAGGUCGUGCAAGCAUUAGUGAGGCUAGUGCAAAGGGCGAGCGUUGUCAAGAGGCGACCAAGCGAGGAACAGGGAUUUGUGUAGAAGACACCCGAUCAUGAAACAGGGGGGACCUGUCAUUUUAAGGUCUAGUUGGGACUCCGAGCUAGAAAUUGAUGCCUUGCGGUCAUGUAUAUCUCACAUUUUCUCUCGAGUUUAAAAA